UGAGGCAGUGAGGGCAAGGAGCGACGUUGGUGUUGGUUCGUAUUGCUGUUGGUUUGGAUCGGUUUGCAUUGGGUCGGCGUGGAGUGGUAUUGGUUUUGUUCAGUUUUAAAUAAUCAUCAUCCAAGAUGACUAUCAGCAAAAACAACAAAAUGCUGCAGCAUAUAAAUUACCGAGUCCGAAUAAUUUUGCAGGAUUCGAGGACGUUUAUUGGAACCUUUAAAGCAUUUGACAAACAUAUGAACCUUAUUCUGGGAGACUGUGAAGAGUUCCGUAAGAUUAAACCAAAAAACACAAAGCAGCCUGAGCGUGAAGAAAAAAGAGUCCUUGGAUUUGUGUUAUUACGAGGAGAAAAUAUUGUAUCCCUGACAGUAGAAGGACCACCUCCCCCAGAAGAAGGACUUCCUCGUGUGCCAAUUCCAGGAGCAGCACCAGGCCCUGGCAUGGGACGAGCUGCUGGAAGGGGUGUUCCCACUGGAGCUACAGGAGUUCCUGCAGGUCUUCAGGGCCCAGUCCGAGGUGUGGGUGGUCCUUCCCAGCAGGUGAUGACUCCUGGAGGCCGUGGAGGACCACAAGUGUCAGCUCCUCCUCAGAUGCGGCCACAGCAACCGGGUCCGCCCCGCAUGCCUGUUGGAGGGCCACCACCUGGUAUGAUGGGACCACCUCCUGGCAUGAUGGGUAUGCCACCCGGUAUGCCGAUGGGUCGAGGAGGUCCAAUGGGCCCACCAGGGAUGAGAGGACCACCACCUGGUAUGAUGAGAGGAGGACCUCCUCGUCCAUAUUAAUUUGGAUUCAUAUGACAAAAUGAAUGUACGGAAAAUCACUUAUUACAAAGGGAUGUGAAUUGCUGUGUUGGUGUGACAGUGAAGACAACUGUGAAGUUCUAGAGUUUGCAGUUUUGUGAUACAUAUAAGAUUUAGAGUGAAUUGCACAAGUGUACAUUUUCUAUAUUGUGGGACCUCCAUAUUUUAAAUGUAUUUUUAGGUGAGUGAGUGAGUUGUGAUGUAGGAAACUUCAAACAUCAUUCUGCAUUAAAAAAAUGUUCAACCUUU
Cryptotermes secundus is the source of this 1049-nucleotide messenger RNA. RefSeq names its product small nuclear ribonucleoprotein-associated protein B (gene SmB). Bases 126 to 782 code for a protein of 218 amino acids. Gene Ontology annotation, biological process: mRNA splicing, via spliceosome. Gene Ontology annotation, cellular component: U1 snRNP; U5 snRNP; cytoplasm. The record is from RefSeq and is a predicted model, not a curated record. NCBI's taxonomy places the organism in Eukaryota, Metazoa, Arthropoda, Insecta, Blattodea, Kalotermitidae. The transcript has 6 exons. Gene Ontology annotation, molecular function: RNA binding.